This is a messenger RNA of Coregonus sp. 'balchen', 7216 nucleotides long. The record is from the annotation of a GenBank genome assembly. NCBI's taxonomy places the organism in Eukaryota, Metazoa, Chordata, Actinopteri, Salmoniformes, Salmonidae.
AAAGAGAAGAGCUGUGAAAACAUCCCCAUGGAGCCAGUAGUGUUUGAGAAGAUGAAGUUGGUGAGUUUUAGUAUCUCCCAGAUAUCUUCUUGGUUUGGUACGUAACCUGUUGUCUUCGGUUAUUCAUGCCAUGCUGUUUUUGUUGUUGACUCUUUCAGAAGAGAGAAAACAGCCCAAAGACACAGACCCAGUCUCCGUCUGUCUCAGACCUCCUAGGACUUGGUAUGCUAUCAGUACACCUCUCUACACAUACUCAAAUACAAAUGGCUCUCAACAGAAAUGGUCAACAUUAGCCUGGUCCCAAAUAUGUUUGUGCUCUUGCCAACUCCAUUAUUAAUUGUCAAGCUAAACAUGUUGGAAAGAGCACAAACAGCCUGAGUGGCGCAGUGGUCUAAGGCACUGCAUCGCAGUGCUAGCUGUGCCACUAGAGAUCCUGGUUUUGAAUCCAGGCUCUGUCGUAGCCGGCCGCGACCUGGAGACCCACGGGGCGGCGCACAAUUCGUCCAGGGGGGAGGGGGAGGAAUGGCCGGCAGGAAUGUAGCUCAGUUGGUAGAGCAUGGCAUUUGCAACGCCAGGGUGGGGUUCGUUUCCAGUAUAAAAAAUAAAAAUGUAGUCACUCACUAACUGUAAGUGGCUCUGGAUAAGAGCGUCUGCUAAAUGACUAAAAUGUAAAUGUAAGCAGGCUAUAGUCUUCUCUGACGCUGGUCCAAAAACACUACGUACCUUUACCUCUACAACAUACCACCUACUUACUCACAAACAGACCGCUACUCACAACAACCUCGACCUACAACAUGACCUCUACGCUACAACAUACCUCUACUCGACAACAUGACCUCUACCUACAACACCUCUACUCUACUAAACAGCCCUCUACUCUACACAUACCUUCUACUCUACAAACAUACUCUAACUCUAGCAACAUCCCUCUACUCUACCACAUACCUCUACUCUACAAACAUACCUCUACUCUACAACAUACCUCUAAACUCACACAUACCUCACUCUACAACAUAUACCUGCUACUCUACACAUACCUCUACUCUACAACAUACCUCUACCUACAACAUCCCUCUACUCUACAACAUACCUCUACUCUACAACAUACCUCUACUCUACAACAUACCUCUACUCUACAACAUACCUCUACUCUACAACAUACCUCUACUCUACAACAUACCUCUACUCUACAACAUACCUCUACUCUACAACAUACCUCUACUCUACAACAUACCUCUACUCCCUCUAUAACCCAUCAUCUCUCUCUCUCUCUCUCUCUCUCUCUCUCUCUCUCUCUCUCUCUCUCUCUCUCUCCAUCUGUCUGUCUGUCUCUCUUUCUAUCUCUCUCUCAAUUCAAUUCAAUUCAAUUCAAUUCUAAGGGCUUUAUUGGCAUGGGAAACGUAUGUUAACAUUGCCAAAGCAAGUGAAGUAGAUAGUAAACAAAAGUGAAAUAAACAAUAAAUAUUAACAGUAAACAUUACACUCAGAAGUUCCAAAAGAAUAAAGACAUUUCAAAUGUCAUAUUAUGUAUAUAUACAGUGUUGUAACGAUGUGCAAAUAGUUAAAGUACAAAUGGGAAAAUAAAUAAACAUAAAUAUGGGUUGUAUUUACAAUGGUGUUUGUUCUUCACUGGUUGCCCUUUUCUUGUGGCAACAGGUCACAAAUCUUGCAGCUGUGAUGGCACACUGUGGUUUUUCACCCAGUAGAUAAGGGAGUUUAUCAAAAUUGGGUUUGUUUUCAAAUUCUUUGUGGAUCGCUGUAAUCUGAGGGAAAUAUGUGUCUCUAAAAUGGUCAUACAUUUGGCAGGAGGUUAGGAAGUGCAGCUCAGUUUCCACCUCAUUUUGUGGGCAGUGUGCACAGAGCCUGUCUUCUCUUGAGAGCCAGGUCUGCCUACGGCGGCCUUUCUCAAUAGCAAGGCUAUGCUCACUGAGUCUGUACAUAGUCAAAGCUUUCCUUAAGUUUGGGUCAGUCACAGUGGUCAGGUAUUCUGCCACUCUGUACUCUCUGUUUAGGGCCAAAUAGCAUUCUAGUUUGCUCUGUUUUUUUGUUUGUUCUUUCCAAUGUGUCAAGUAAUUCUCUUUUUGUUUUCUCAUGAUUUGGUUGGGUCUAAUUGUGUUGCUGUCCUGGGGCUGUGUGGGGUCUGUUUGUGUUUGUGAACAGAGCCCUAGGACCAGCUUACUUAGGGGACUCUUCUCCAAGUUCAUGUCUCUGUAGGUGAUGCCUUUGUUAUGAAAUGUUUGGGAAUCACUUCCUUUUAAGUGGUUAUAGAAUUUAAUGGCUCUUUUCUGGAUUUUGAUAAUUAGCGAGUAUCGGCUUAAUUCUGCUCUGCAUGCAUUAUUUUGUGUUUUUCGUUGUACACUGAGGAUAUUUUUGCAGAAUUCUGCAUGCAGAGUCUCAAUUUCGUGUUUGUCCCAUUUUGUGAAUUCUUGGUUGGUGAGCGGAACCAAACCUCACAACCAUAAAGGGCAAUGGGUUCUAUAAAUGAUUCAAGUAUUUUUAGCCAGAUCCUAAUUGGUAUGUCGAAUUUUAUGUUCCUUUUGAUGGCAUAGAAGGCCCUUCUUGCCUUGUCUCUCAGAUCGUUCACAGCUUUGUGGAAGUUACCUGUGGCGCUGAUGUUUAGGCCGAGGUAUGUAUAGUUUUUUGUGUGCUCUAGGGCAACAGUGUCUAGAUGGAAUUUGUUUUUGUGGUCCUGGCAACUGGACCUUUUUUGGAACACCAUUAGUUUUGUCUUACUGAGAUUUACUGUCAGGGCCCAGGUCUGACAGAAUCUGUGCAGAAGAUCUAGGUGCUGCUGUAGGCCCUCCUUGGUUGGGGACAGAAGCACCAGAUCGUCAGCAAACAGAAGACAUUUGACUUCAGAUUCUAGUAGGGUGAGGCCGGGUGCUGCAGACUGUUCUAGUGCCCUUGCCAAUUCGUUGAUAUAUAUGUUGAAGAGGGUGGGGCUUAAACUGCAUCCCUGUCUCACCCCACGGCCCUGUGGAAAGAAAUGUGUGUGUUUUUUGCCAAUUUAACCGCACACUUGUUGUUUGUGUACAUGGAUUUUAUAAUGUCGUAUGUUUUUCCCCCAACCCCACUUUCCAUCAAUUUCUAUAGCAGACCCUCAUGCCAAAUUGAGUCAGAAGCUUUUUUGAAAUCAACAAAGCAUGAGAAUUCUUUGCCUUUGUUUUGGUUUGUUUGUUUGUCAAUUAGGGUGUGCAGGGUGAAUACGUGGUCGGUCGUAGGGUAAUUUGGUAAAAAGCCAAUUUGACAUUUGCUCAGUACAUUGUUUUCACUGAGGAAAUGAACUAGUCUGCUGUUAAUGAUAAUGCAGAGGAUUUUCCCAAGGUUGCUGUUGACACAUAUCCCACGGUAGUUAUUGGGGUCAAAUUUGUCUCCUUUUUUGUGGAUUGGGGUGAUCAGUCCUUGGUUCCAAAUAUUGGGGAAGAUCCCAGAGCUAAUAAUGAUGUUAAAGAGUUUAAGAAUAGCCAACUGGAAUUUGUGGUCUGUAUAUUUUAUCAUUUCAUUUAGGAUACCAUAAACACCACAGGCCUUUUUGGGUUGGAGUGUUUGUAUUUUGUCCUGUAGUUCAUUCAAUGUAAUUGGAGAAUCCAGUGGGUUCUGGUAGUCUUUAAUAGCUGAUUCUAAGAUUUGUAUUUGAUCAUGUAUAUUUUUUGGCUGUUUGUUCUUUGUUAUAGGGCCAAAAAGAUUGGAGAAGUGGUUUACCCAUACAUCUCCGUUUUGGAUAGAUAACUCUUCGUGUUGUUGUUUGUUUAGGGUUUUCCAAUUUUCCCAGAAGUGGUUAGAGUCUAUGGAUUCUUCAAUUACAUUGAGCUGAUUUAUGACGUGCUGUUCCUUCUUCUUCCGUAGUGUAUUUCUGUAUUGUUUUAGUGAUUCACCAUAGUGAAGGCGUAGGCUCAGGUUUUCUGGGUCUCUAUGUUUUUGGUUGGAUAGGUUUCUCAAUUUCUUUCUUAGGUUUUUGCAUUAUUCAUCAAACCAUUUGUCACUGUUGUUACUUUCUUUGGGUAUCUGUUAGAGAUUUUUUGAUUUGAUAGGGAAGCUGAGAGGUCAAAUAUACUGUUUAGGUUUUCUACUGCCAAGUUUACACCUUCACUAUUACAGUGGAACGUUUUGUCCAGGAAGUUGUCUAAAAGGGAUUGGAUUUGUUGUUGCCUAAUUGUUUUUUGGUAGGUUUCGACACUACUUUCCUUCCAUCUAUAGCAUUUCUUAAUAUUAUUACGUUUUUUUGGCUUUGAUGCCUCAUGAUUGAGUAUUGCUCUGUUCAAGUAGACUGUGAUUUUGCUGUGGUCUGAUAGGGUUGUCAGUGGGCUGACUGUGAACGCUCUGAGAGACUCUGGGUUGAGGUCUGUGAUAAAGUAGUCUACAGUACUACUGCCAAGAGAUGGGCUAUAGGUGUACCUACCAUAGGAGUCCCCUCGAAGCCUACCAUUGACUAUGUACAGACCCAGCAUGCCACAGAGCUGAAGGAGUUGUGACCUGUUUUUGUUGGUUAUGUUGUCGUAGUUGUGCCUAGGGGGGCAUAUGGGGGAGGGAAUGCUGUCACCUCCAGGUAGGUGUUUGUCACCCUGUGUGCUGAGGGUGUCAGGUUCUUGUCCAGUUCUGGCAUUUAGGUCGCCACAGACUAGUACAUGUCCCUGGGUCUGGAAAUGAUUGAUUUCUCCCUCCAGGAUGGAGAAGCUGUCUUCAUUAAAGGAUGAGGAUUCUAGUGGGGUGAUAUAGGUAGCACACAGGAGGACAUUUUUCUCAGUUUAGAUAAUUUCCUUUUGAAUUUCUAGCCAAAUGUAAAAUGUUCCUGUUUUGAUUCGCUCUCUCCUCUCUAUCUUUCAGAUGAUCUUGCUCCCAAUGCUGCUGUAUCUAAUGGUAGAUCCAGCCCUGGAGAGAGGGGGAGUCCUGCGGUGGCUAACCCAACUACGGUGCACUCUGGCCGGGAUCUAUUCAACUCUCUGCCUGCCUCUUCCUCCACCACCUACACCAAGACCACAGUGAGAUUCAGAGAGAGUUAUACACAGACAGACACACACAAACACACACACACACAUGCACACACACACAUGCACACACACACUUACCCUGUGUAAUAAUCUCUCCUCUCUCCAGCCGGUGGGUAGCUCCAUGCCCAGGGGUUGUGAGGCCUCGUCGGUACCCAAGAACCUCAGCCUGUUCCUGGACUCAGCACCCAGACAGGAGGGUUCUAGGAGAAAGAUGUCCAAGGACUCCAUCCUCUCCCUCUACGCCACCCCACCCACGUCGCACCAGAACCUGGCUGCACGCGGUAAGAGAAGAGGUCACUGUGUAGUUGUUCAUGUGUCGAUCAUCGUUGAUGUCCUUGGUGAUUUUCUACAAAGUCAAAGGAUCUGUGUGUUAUCAACAAUUAGAGCAUCUCUGGACCUUUUCAUCUACACCUAUUACAGCUGCUGUAAAUGAACCUAGGUUGUGUUAUUUUAAAUCAGUGGCUUAGCUGUGUUUCUUGUCUGUAUAUGUUUGUACCUCCAGCUGGCCUGUACUUGAGUAAAAAAAAAAGUGGCCACUAUCGUUUUUCCUAACUGUCUUUUACUAACUGUCAUUUUGAAUCAAGUCUAAUGAUAGUUCACGGAACAUGCCCAGCCUAUCAACUUUUACUCUAAUGAGUGGCUUAACUUUGUGUCUCCAGCUGGCCUGUACAUGAAUCCUGCCCAGCUGGGCUACUAUGGAUCGUACCAUUCCCUGGCCACACAGGGGGGAGCGAUGGGAGGAGGCAUGGUGACAUCACACUCCAUGAUGGCCCUGAGUGGUCAGCAGCAGAACGGCGUGAUGGGAGGACAGCAAAGCAUUAUGGGAGCUCAGCAGAACGGAAUGGUGGCAGCACAGCAGAACGGCUUUAUGGCUCAACAGGGUGUCAUGGGGCAAGCAGUCAACACAUCCCCGUUCAUGGCAGGAGUGCCACACAGCAUGACGGUUCACCAGAACGUCAUGAUGGGAGUUCAGCAGAACGGCCUCAUGGGAGUUCAGCAGAACGGCAUGAUGGGAGCACAGCAGAACGGCAUGAUGGGAGCUCAGCAGAACGGCAUGAUGGGAGCUCAGCAGAACACCAUGAUGGGAGCUCAGCAGAACGGCAUGAUGGGAGCUCAGCAGAACGGCAUGAUGGGAGCUCAGCAGAACGGCAUGAUGGGAGCUCAGCAGAACGGCAUGAUGGGAGUGCAACAUAACGGCAUCAUGGGAUCACAGCAACAAAGCAUCAUGGGACAUCAACCGAAAGGCAUGAUGGGAGGAGUGGCGUCCGUGCUUCAGCAGGUGUACGGAGUACAGCAGGAUCAGCAGCGACAGUGCAACAUCACUGAGGUGAGAUACACAACACCUGGAAUGUGUGUGUGUUUGCAUUCCUAUACUUGUGAGGACCGUGUGUGAGGAAAUGAGUGUGUGUUUGAGUGUGUUUCUGUGAGGCAAUAUUUUUGUGUAACUGGAUGUUUGCAUAACAUUUGAUUAAAGUAUUAAAAUCUGUGUGUGUUUGCGUGUGUGCAUGUGUGUGUGCGUGCACGUGUGUUUUUCCCACCAGAUGACCCAGCACAUGGCAGGGGUGAACUUCUACGGCACCAACGGCAUGAUGGGAUACGGCGGUCAGCACAUGGGAGGACCAAUGAUUCAAAGCUCCAACCACUUGAUGAGGUCACACGUCUGGAAGUGAUGUCACUACCUGAUGAGGAAGUUGAUUUCACUGAGCAGCAGUGGUGCUUGGAAGGUUUCGGGGACUUUUCGAAUGAACUUUUCAUCAGACAAUUUAGAUAACAUGGGAGGAGGAAGAGGAGGAAGGUGGUGAAGUUUAUAUAGGAGCUCUUUCGAGCUCUCCUCUCCUCUCCUCUCCUCUCCUCUCCUCUCCUCUCCUCUCCUCCCUCUCCUCUCCUCUCCUCUCCUCUCCUCUCCUCUCCUCUCCUCUCCUCUCCUCUCCUCUCCUCUCCUCUCCUCUCCUCUCCUCUCCUCUCCUCUCCCCUCCCCUCCCUCCUCUCCCCUCCUCUCCCCUCCUCUCCCUCCUCCCCUCCCCUCCCCUCCCCUCCCCUCCUCUCCUCUCCUCUCCUCUCCUCUCCUCUCCCCUCUCCUCCUCUCCUCUCCUCCUCUCCUUUUUUCUGAACCAUUUUUUCAGAUUUCCAUGCUUGCCUUCAGAUCAUUCUACGACCAAUCAAAGGACAUGAUGAACUCCUCCAACAGAACUAUUCCUGAUGAACUCCUCCAACUGAACUAUUCCUGA